UUCUAUUCUGUUCUCGCUCCUCCAUGUGCAGACAGUGCAUACUUUACAUGGGGCUGUUCAGUAUGUGUGUGUGUGUGUGUGUGCAUGCGUAGUCAAGGACGUAUCCUCCCCUGAAGCAAAAGAAAGUCAUCAGAAAUAAAGACCAGGAGAAAAGAGAGAGAAGAGAAAGAGAGAGGAGAGGGACCAGUAAAGACUUGUGUGAGAGGUGCUGUCGUGGAGGAUCAACAGCCAGCCCGCCCCAUGGAGGGCAGUGGAGGGGCAGUGGAGGGCAGUGCAGAUGAUCAUGCAGGGAAGAAGAAGUCUCGUUUCAAGCUGCUGAAGAGCCGUCUGUUCAGCCAUCUGAAGAGGAAGGAGAACCAGGCGCUGAUGAAGCCCAGCCAGUCCGCCGGAGAUGUCGGCACUCGGGGCGGCGGCGAAGGAUUCUCAGACUCCGAGGAAGACUGCUUGGACCCCGCUGGAAGUCUCGGGUCCAGAGCCCUGUCACACGACAGCAUCUUCCUGGCUGACCAAGCCCCGGGCCCAUCGGAGCCUGCGAGGGUCCUGUCCCAGGAGAACGUCCACGGGAAGAUCCGAGCCCUGCAGCUCAAACUGCAGCAGCAGAACAUGCACCUGGGACCGCCCCCGCUGUUGAUACCCGGGAAGAGAACAGAAGAUUCCGGAGCCACCUCGGAGGACGACGGUUUGCCCCAGAGCCCCCAGGACAUGUCCUUCCAUGACAGGGCGGGGCCGCGCUCCCCCUCUAAGCUCACCGAGUCUUACAGACAUCACAGCUCUCUGAGUUUAGCAGGGACAGGAAGUGAGGAAGACGAGCAGUGGUCCUCACAGCCCUCCUCCCGGCCUCUCUCUCCGGCCCCGCCCAGCCUCGCCUGCCCUGCCCCCUCCUCCGAGCAGGAGGCCUCCCCUGGAGUGGACCUCACCAGUCCACUCCAGUACGCUCCCAGUCUGGACAACUCUGCUGCGCGCCACCGCAUGUCCGUCAAGCCCAGGAACCAGAGGGCCAGCGCCAAGGGAAGGACAGUGCCCCCGAGGGCCUGCAGGCCUCGCUCUGAGAGCCUGAGCGAUCUGGACCUGGCUCUGCCCGAGGGAGAGGAGGACAGAGAACCACAGGUAGAACAGAACGCAGCACCUGACAGAGAACCGGAGAGAGAACCAAAGAGAGAGGAGAGAGCAGAGGAGGGAGAGAGAGAGAAGGAGAGAGCAGAGGAGGGAGAGAGAGAGAAGGAGAGUGCCACCGGGAUCCCUCCUGAAGAGCAGGUCUCCAACCCUGCCUCGAAGAAAGACAGCGUCCUUGUCGAGCCUUCAGCUCCCCCUGCUGGUGAGGACGUGGUACUGCAGACAACGUCCUUAGAGCCAGAGAGGAAAGUGACUACCAACCCUCUCUUCCUCCAGACAAUGCCUCAGGAGACAGGUGUCCCCUCAGCUGAACCCAGUAGGGCCAAGAGCUCUGCACCCACCUGCCCCACUUCCACACCCAGCCUCAAGACUGUUGAAGAGCCCCAGAACCCCACCCAGCUGGUCCCAAGCCAGCCUGUCAUGUCCCACACGAUGCCUAGUCAGGGUAAGAGAGAAGUCAUUGCAUGUUUAGAGCAGGGGAGUAGGUCCUUAUCCCAGAAGAGAGAGUCCGCUUCUCUCAACUCUGUUUCCGGGGUCGAUAACACUUUAAACACACGAGAGCUGUCCUCAAGAGCGAAGGCAGGAGAGACCCCGGGAACUACUUCCAUCUCUUCAGAGACAGCGAGGCCUGCUUCUUGCGCUCGGGGGGCAGCAGGAUCUGCCUCUGCAAGGACAACAGGGGCUCCACUGGAGCGGGCUGGAGGAGCAACACCGCCAUCUGCUGGUCAAGACGAGGAACUGCCCACUGACGCUAUCAGGGAGAGAGAGGACGUCGAGGGACUUAGUUCCUCUCAGCGCUUCUCUGUCUCGUCAGCGAGACAUCGCUCCAGGAACGGCAGAGGCAGCCGUCCUGGAGCGAGGCAGGAGAAGGGGGAGAGAGAGGCAGGAGAUCAGGACCGGGAAGUGAAGUCUGUUGAGGACCAGGAAGUGAAGUCUGUUGAGGACCAGGAAGUGACGUCUGUUGAGGACCGGUCCAGGCAGGUGAGUGGGAGCAGCCGCCGCCCUAAAGAGAGGAGAGGAGGAGGAGGGCUGAAACAGCAUGAGGCCGUCCUGGGGGAGGGGGGGAGACAGAGGGAGGAGCAGAAACAGACAGAGAAGGAGGCAGCCAUGAUCACAGAGCAGAAGGAGGGUGUAGAGGAGGAGGACAAGCAGGAGGAGCGAGGCAGGAGGGGGGUCUUCGGAGUCAAGCUACGCCCCACUUCCCAGUCUGUGAAGCAUCACUCUGAGACCAUCCAAUCAGAGUACAGGAUUAAGCGUCACAGCAUUGAGGUCAUGGCCACGGAGGCCCAGCCAAUCAGAAAAGAGGAUGAGGCCGGUUCGAAGGUCGAGAGGAAAGCAGCCGGGCCUGAGCCCGCCUGGAUGUCCGUGGCCAGAGAGAGGAGCAGGACCCUCCAGCAGCACCUCACCAGCCUGGUGCCCUCAGACGUGCCCCAGGACACGCACACCCAUCCUGGGGCAGCGACCCUGCCACAGCAGCCUCCCAGACAACCAUCUCCAACACCGCAGGCGAAGCCUCAGACAUCUCAAUCUUCCGCCCUGCCCUCCUCAUCGCCGUUGAGCGUGCGGGUACGGAACAGACGGGCGCUGGGCGGCAGAGGGACAUCCUCUCCCUCUCAAACAACACCAGACCACAGUACACAUGGAACAGAUUCUGGGAAAGGUCAAGCUGGGAUUCUCAACACUAAGUCUGACGUGUCGUUCUCAUCAUCAUCAUCAUCCUCACCUGGGACAGCACUGUCGGCCUCACAGCAGACAGAGACACAGAGUGAUCAGCCAUCUUGGAUGGAAGUAGCGAGGAAGAAGGCGAUGGCAUGGAAUGUGAAGAUCAUGGAUUGAGAGGGGAAGGGGGGGGGUUAUAUUUUCAUUAAAUACUUCACAAGGCCUUCUGGUACUUUGGAAUUACUGUAACUAUAAUAUUAGUCUACUGUACUAGUAUAUAGUACUGAAGUAACUGAAUUUGUUUUUUCCUAAAACAAACGAUCAAAUUGCAAUGAAAUGUCUGAUGUGUCUAUCAGUCACAUACCAUUCAAACUAGGAAACUAAACAAAAAAAUCUUAAACGUCUCGUCAGUCACAUUUAUUUAAUUAUGUUUUUCUGAUACAGCAAGGCUCAGAUAUCUGGGAGUUUGUGCAUUCCAGAAGUGGUGAACUGGCCGUGCUAUAUCUGGUAACAGUGCUAUAUCUGGUAACAGUGCUAUAUCUGGUAACAGUGCUAUAUCUGGUAACAGACCACA
This is a messenger RNA of Hypomesus transpacificus, 3346 nucleotides long. Its product is annotated as CRACD-like protein. Bases 241 to 2949 code for a protein of 902 amino acids. The transcript is spliced from 8 exons. NCBI's taxonomy places the organism in Eukaryota, Metazoa, Chordata, Actinopteri, Osmeriformes, Osmeridae. The record is from RefSeq and is a predicted model, not a curated record.